AUGGCUGAGCUAGCUACUCAGACUUUCGGAGAGGCUGGAACAUUGCCUGCCGCAGAUUAUGUCCUCCAGGGCGACGUUCAAGAUCUGUUUGGGAUUCCCGGCCUAAGCGGCGAGCUAUUGAGUAUUCAAAGCUCAAACCCCCAGGACCCCAUACAGGAGAAGGUCAAGCCCAACCUGAGUGGUCUUGUUGAUGGUUUCAUUGCGUCACUUUUUCCCUCGCUCAAUAGCGAUAUAAUCCAGAGGCUGCCUAUCGAUAACGUUGAAUUUGCAUACUCGAACAAGCUGGAUGACUUUUAUAACCCGGAGGGACUGUCACUGAGUGCUGACAUUACCUUUACCGGGCCGCUAGACCCCAUCAACGAGCUACUGCAGUUUGUCUACAGUGGCAACGGGAAAAACACGCCGCCUACUAAACUUCGAGUAGAGGCGCGACUGAGCUCCGAAAGAGAUUGGGCUGCACCGCUAGAGUUGAACAACUUCGCAUUGCGAGGCUCCGUUGAUCAGUCGCUUUGGCUUGGAGACAUCAUAAGGUUCCGCAAGGUCGGCGUGGAAGUAUCUGUGAUCAGCAUUUCGUCGCUUGGCCACGAUAAGACAGCGUGGAAGCUUGGGUAUGGAUUGUUUGGAGAGCUCGAGAUUCACAAGAUUCCAAGAACAUACUUGCCACUGAGAGUCAAUUACUGGAUGAGAAAGAUUGGCGACACUUACGGUCUCAGGAUGGCCCUUUCGUCGGAGGAAUGGACUUCCGUCUUUGGUAUCAAGAAUCUGGAUCUAACAAGUGCGAAGAUCACAGGAGUCGAGUUUCAUGCCUCGAUAGACAUGAAUAAUUUGGAAGACUUUCUUGCAAUAGGUGUAAGUGCAAUGAUGAAGCUUGGCGAUGGGGACAUCUUUUUAGCAGGGCAGUAUUCCAAAUCGGACACUUACCUGGAAGCUGAAGUAGGGAACAUGACAUGGGCUGAAGUCGUGAUGGCCUACACCCAGAUCACAGGAAACUCUGUUGAAGUUGCGGCAAAUGUCGAUGAGCUUGAUUUCGAGAACAUGUACAUCAUGAUAUCUACCACUGGUAUUGAGAUCAGGGGCAAGAUUUCCUUCAACGGUAAGACCAGUGUCGCCGGGUAUAUCAAGUUCAACGAUGACGGUUUAUCCAUUGGCGGUGGAAUUGAAAGCUUCAAGGUCCCCGACACGAAUAUCAUGAUUGAAGAAGCUGGCCUUGACAUAUUCAUUGGCUCCAGGGGAAGUGACAAGACAAGUGGGCGCGCCAGCAGGUUUGCGCUCAGGGGUGUCGUCAAUUUCCAGGGCAUCAGGGUGGCUGCAGGCCUUGAAACCAGCACCGAUGGAUCGCCAGACUCACGCAGAUGGAUUCUCUAUGGUGCAUAUGAAGGCAGCCUUCGGUUGUCCGCACUGGAAGCAGCCAAGUCACUCAAAGAGCAUCCGGAUCUGGAUAUUGAACUCAAGAACGUGGCUAUCAUAGCAUCUAACAAAAAGGGGAUCUGGAUAAACCCUCUGAGCAAGAAGAAAUACUCUCUUUCUGACGGACUCUCGCUCUUUGCGCUCAUUGAUCCCCUACCGGCAAUUAACAACCUCGCAAGGAACAAGACUGUCGGUGGAUUGGCUCUCAUCGCUUCGAUGAGUGCCAAAAAGCUCUCGGUGGCAAUUGAGCUUCCAGAGAGUAUUGGUAUCGAAAUGGGCGAGAUUGCAAAGGUCGAUAGGUUUACCGUUGGAUUGGACAUCUCAAGCACGCCCAAUUUGAUGCUCAGCUGUGACAUAAAAAUUAACAUGGCAGAACAGCCACCGCUAACUUUGCAUGCCAACCUGACGGCGUUGCUCCACGAAACGAAGGUCCCAUGGAGGAACCCUUUUGGCGUUAGCGACAAGAUUAUUGUGCAGAAGCUGGGCGGCAGCAUUGCAUUUAGAUACGCAACCGUUCUGGUGGAAGGUCCAAGCGAGCUUGGCUUUGGCGGCGUGGUGAAGUGCGGUGACUUCACUGGCGAAGCCUUUAUUGUGAUGACCAAACUUCCCACUCGUCAGGUCCUCAAAAUCAACAUCUCAAACCUACACGUGACUCAGUUAAUUAGAAUGGCAGGGGAUAUUGGAGACUUGGACGCACUGCGAAAUAUCAGCGGCGGCGACUUUCUUGUCUUCAACGAGGCUGGUAUGUACUUCUCUACUGGCAUUGAAGAGGCUCUGGGAGAGUCGUUCCCCGCAGGGAUCUCAGCCAAGGGAGAUGUCACUGUCUUCGGAAAAAGGGCCAACUUCGAGGCAUCACUGAGCUCAGGGGGCUUCAGACUGAAGGGCGAAGUGGAUGCCUUCAAGAUUGGUCCCCUCGAGGUGCGCUCUGCCAGUGGAAACCCAAGAGCAAGGCUUGAGAUUGCCAUGACUUCCGAGAAGCAGCUGUUGGAGAUUGACGGUUUGAUCAUGAUUGGAGGAGACGAUGGUCUUCAGAUUGGGGCCCUGAUCCAGGCUUCUCUAACUCCUGUCGUGUUCGACGUCUGGAUCUUUGUGACUUUCACCGACCAGAUCAAGUUUGAUCUUAGAGCCGUGGCCACAAAUGUGUCCAACCUCAAGGAUCUAUCACAAGCAAAUGUGAAUUUCACCCUCACUCUCAACACCGAAAUACUAGAGCUUUUCUACAUGGGUAUUCUCGACUUUUUGGGCGAGCUGCAGAAUCUGUCAACGGCAUCAACAGAGGCGCUCGAGUUUGCACUCCAAAAGAGAAGGGACGAGGUUUCUGACGAGAUCAAUGCCAAGAAGGAGCAAAUUGUUGCUCUUGAGGCCAGAAUCGUGGUAGAGGGACAAGUACGCGAGAAGGAGAGAGCCGAAGCCAAGCGAAAGAAGCAGGAGGCGGAGACUGAACUGAAGAAGCUCCAGAGCCUACACAGUACUACUCGGCAGGAGAAAAAAGAGGCUGAGCGUAAGCUCCAUGACCUCUGGAAACAGGCAUGUCUCGAGCGAGCGGCGACCGAGGAAAAGAAGCGUCUGGAGUGGCAGUCUCUCCUUGAAACCGCCCAGAGAGAACAAGAGAGGCUGUCAGAACAGAAAGCUCAGCUUCAAAACAAAAAGAAAUCAACAGUUGGGCAUCUUGCUCUUGAGCUGCAGAAAUAUAUUGAAUGGUUCGAAAUUGCCAAAGCAAGACUGGAAGGACUUCUAGCCGAUUCAGACAAGAGGAAGAAAGACUUGCCAAACCUGGGCAUGUUUGCACGUGUCAAAGAGGUACUGACCAUCAUAAAACAGUUGUCAAGGAAUGACAUAGGGAUUGACGCAACAGCCACCUUUCUUAGAGACAGACUUCAGGAGGGCCAGGAUGCCUUCCAAAGAAUGAAAGACAUCUACAACCGGCCGGAAUUUCGCGACAUAGAGAUUGAGAUUGACGAAAAAGAGAGGGAGCAUAAGAGAGUAAGCGAGAUGAUAGACGGGCUUCUUAGGCAGGGCGUCGAUGGUUUCCUUCAGGCAGCGUUGGCGGAAAAUGAUAAGAGUGUGGAUGCCAGAAAACGCGAGAUCGACGCCCUGCAAGAUGGUAACUCGCAAUGGAUGAACGCCAUUCGUGAGGCAAAAGCCAAACUAGACGCCAGACAGCCUGAUCUGGAUCGUGUUAUCGCCGAGGAGGAAGAGAAGAUCAUCGAGGCUAAAGACAGCAUGCAACUUCGCCAACUAAAGCAAGAGCUACAAUCAGUCGAAGAAGAAGAGAGGCGCAAGCGAGAGCAACAGGACGCCAUCAUUGCUGGUUUGCGAAUGAUUCGUAAUGAGAUCAAUAGGGGUUCUGAUUCGGUACGACAACUGGUGCAAAGCAUCAAGCCGGUCAAUUUCAAGAUUAAGGGAGUAUCCAUCAUGGCAGAUGGCAAGGAGAUAGUUCAGGGACGUGCUAUGACAUUCAAGAUUUCAGUUGAGCAUGAGGGCAAAAUGAUCAUGCUGGAGGAGAGGUGGGCGCCGUUUCAGAAACCGGCGGAGUUGUAUCGAGAUAUUAUGAAGGGGUUAUUAAAGAGUUGA
This is a messenger RNA of Fusarium redolens, 3981 nucleotides long. RefSeq lists its product as uncharacterized. Lineage: Eukaryota; Fungi; Ascomycota; Sordariomycetes; Hypocreales; Nectriaceae. The coding region runs from base 1 to 3981 and encodes 1326 amino acids. The record is from RefSeq and is a predicted model, not a curated record. The transcript has 7 exons.